Messenger RNA from Paramecium pentaurelia, 1165 nucleotides. Lineage: Eukaryota; Ciliophora; Oligohymenophorea; Peniculida; Parameciidae. The record is from the annotation of a GenBank genome assembly.
AUGAAAAAAAAAUAAUAAUACCCAUCAUAACAAUUAUGUUAAACACCAAAAUCAAAACAUUUAAUCUAAACAAUUACAUCCCCCCAUUCAAAUUCGAAUUCUUUUUCAUAAAUAUUUUAAUCUUAUUAUCCAAGUACUCCUGCUAAUAAAGUAAAUCAAUAAAAGUAUAUAUGAAAUAUUCAAUUUAGAAAAGAUUAGGUCUGUUAAAUAAUGGAAAAAGGUGUAACUAAGUAUGCAGUUGUUACUUAAGUGACAUUUAAUUCUACCACUGAAUUAUAAUCUUUGUCACUUUAAGAACAUUUUGCUCAAUUUUAAGUUUAUGAUAAGAGAAAUAAAAUUGUUUAUAAUGAAUAUAGUCUAUUAAAUCUAAAAUCAUUGUCAACAAUAUUAAAUAAAACACAAAUAUUUUAUACAUUAACUAAUGUCUUUUAAGAAUAUAAAAAUAAUGCGAAUAAUUAUUUUAUGAUUUCAAAUACUCUAUUUUUGGCAUUUUUUUCACAUUCCAAUUAGAAAGUACCUUAUUGUCUUUUUAUAACAAGACAAGAUGCUUUAAAUAUAUAACUAUAAAAAUCAUAGUUUUUAGAAUAGAAACACAUAGAAUAUAUUUUUUUAGGUAUAGAAACUCCAUUAUCAGUGUUGUUUCCCACAAAUCCAACUUAAUUCCCUACUAAAUACACCUUAUCAUUAAUAUAGAGAAAAUAUAUUUUAUACUUAUUCAAUAAAGUCUAUAAUUUAAUAUUUUUUAUUUAAAAUUUACAUAGGUCACUUUUAAUAAGUACUUUGACCUUAUUUUUGUUCGCUUAAUAUUAAAUUAAAAAUAAAAUAAAAGUUUAAAGAAACCUUUUGUAUUAUACUUAAUAUUGGAAUAGAAAAAGAGAUAAUUGAUGUAGCUGCAAAUUUUACAUUUAAUAAUUCUUAUUUUAAUAAUAUCCAAACUUAUAAUGGAGUUGAUUAAGUUGAAAAUGAAACAUAAAAUUUAUUUGAAUAUAAUACAGAGUACAAAAUAUCAUUUGAGGGAUUGUUUAACAUUUAACAAAUUAUAAAUCUAAAAAAUCAACUUUAAAAGAGUACUCCAGAUAUAGUAGUUUCUGACAUCAAAUUAAAUUCAUUAACAACUCUAAUUAAUGAUAAUUUACUUUAAUAGAUAAAUAAUAAAUUAUAAUGA